Molecule: messenger RNA, 921 nt
Organism: Hansenula anomala
Lineage: Eukaryota; Fungi; Ascomycota; Saccharomycetes; Phaffomycetales; Wickerhamomycetaceae
Gene: YKT6
Product: palmitoyltransferase YKT6
Exons: 1
Coding region: 28-633 (201 amino acids)
Biological process (GO): endoplasmic reticulum to Golgi vesicle-mediated transport
Cellular component (GO): Golgi apparatus; membrane
Molecular function (GO): SNAP receptor activity
Source: RefSeq, a predicted model, not a curated record
CAAUCAUAAAGCAAAGUCCAUAUCAUCAUGAAGAUCUAUUAUAUUGGUGUUUUGAAGAAUACUCCAGGCUCAGACUCUGUCGAAUUAGCUCAAGCAAAAGAUCUAUCAGACUUCAGUUUCUUUGAGAGAAAUGGUGUUUCACAAUUCAUGACAUUCUUUAGUGGCACUAUCUCCAAAAGAACGGAAGCAGGUAAAAGACAAAGUGUUGAAGAAGGUAACUACGUCGGCCACACCUAUACCAGAAGCGAAGGUGUCUCUGGUGUUUUGAUUACAGAUAAACAAUAUCCAGUUAGACCAGCAUAUACAUUAUUGAAUAAAGUUUUAGAUGAAUUCAUUACUUCACAUCCACCAAUUGAAUGGAAAAACUUGUCAGAAACAAACCCAAGCCUACAAAUGCCUGAAUUACAAACAUACAUCAAGAAAUAUCAAGAUCCAUCACAAGCUGAUUCCAUAAUGAGAGUUCAACAAGAACUAGAUGAAACUAAAAUUGUAUUACACAAGACAAUUGAAAGUGUUUUAGAAAGAGGUGAGAAGUUGGACAGUUUAGUUGAUAAAUCAGAAGCGUUAUCUGCAAGUUCUAAAACAUUUUACAAACAAGCAAAGAAGACUAAUUCAUGUUGUAUUAUUAUGUGAGAGUGCUGCUUUAAGCUGAAUAAUGUUGGUCUAAUGUGUGCGUUAAAGGCGACAUUAUAGCAUGUGAUACAUGAGAGCUACCUAUUGAACAUUUGAACUAAUCAAUCAAUUAUAUUUCCAUUUUUAAUUUCAUUUUCAUUUCGGGUUUAUUUUUUUUAAUUCGGUUUAGGUUUAAUACAACAUAACCAUAAAAUAUAACCAUUUUCGAAUCGUAAUAUGAUAACCAAUGUUAUAAAUCAUCUAUAUUUAGCUUUAACAGUCUAGUUAUACCAAAAAAAAGGGGUUUCC